ACCCUCACCUCAGCCUCCCACGGUCCAACCCAGGCUCCCAGCAGUUCACCAUCCGAUCCACCAGACCUCCCCUCCUCAAACCCCAACGCCGCCGCCGCCGCCGCCGCCUAUCCGCCAUGGCCGCCGCCGGCGAAGGAUUUGCAACCUACCAGGAUAUCGCGGACUACUUCAACUCUCUGGAGGGCCCGUCCGCACAGGACCGCAUCGAUACCAUCGUCCCCUUCCUCAUCUCCCUCCUCCCGCCACCCCUCGUCCCCUCACCGGAGGCCAACGACGCCUCCGACUCCGAUGACGACCACUUCUCUCUCACCUCCUCCGACUCCGAGGCCGAAGAGGACACCGCGGAUCGGUCCACUUAUUUUCCGGCGGCGUGGGAUGACGGGGAGGACCACAUCAGCUGCCUCCCGGACGAUCUGCUCUCCGACAUCAUUUCCCGCCUCCCCACGGAGGAAGCCGCUCGCUCCAUGGCCCUCUCCACGCGCUGGCGCGGCGUUUGGGCGGCGACCCCGCUCCUCGUCGACGAUGCCCACCUCAGGGGAGCUGGCGGGUACAAAGAGAUCUCCGUCGUACGCGCCAUCUCGCGCUGCGUGGCCGCUCACCCGGGCCCCGUCCGCAGCGUGCGCAUCACCCGCGUCUCCUUCUACGAGCAAGAGUACGCGCUCCGGUGCCUCGUCGCAAGCCUCGCCGCGAAGAAAGUCCAGGACCUCAUCCUCUUCAACCGCCCUUGGCCGUUGGACAUGCCGCUCCCCGACGACAUCCUCAGCUGUACCUCCCUCAACCGCCUUUACCUCGGGGUCUGGCGCUUCCCGGAAACUGCCGCCCGCCCGCCCGCCUUCCCCAAUCUCCGCGAGCUCGGCCUUUUCCACACCAUCAUUGAGGACAGGAACUUCGACGCCUUACUCGCGCAUUGCCCGAAUCUGGAGAUCCUCUUCCUCGCCAUGGCGUACUACUGCCCAUCGCGACUCCACAUCACGUCCCACGGUCUCAGGGUCGUGGCAGAGUGGGUAUCUAGCAUCAAAGAAGUUGUCAUUGACGAUGCUCCCUGCCUGAAGCGCAUGGUCGUCAACACCGUUUCCGACCAGAGGCCCAUCAAGAUUGUCCAUGCGCCUAGGCUGGAGGUGCUCGGCUUCUUGGAUCUCCAGCUCGACAUGCUCGAGAUUGGCGGCAUUGCUAUCAAGGCUGGGAUGCAUGUGAGGGCUAGCACCAUGGUGCCAAGCUUGAAGAUACUGGCUGUCAAGGUGCGGCUUUCAGACAGUACUGAGGCCAAGAUGUUCUCCACUCUGCUCAGAUGCUUCCCUCACCUAGAGACGCUUCACAUCAUGUCCAUUCCAUCUUAUUCAGCUGACAGUGUCCUUGGCAUGAAGUUCUGGGAGUCCCUGGGCUCUUGCCAAUGCAUUGAAUCACAUCUGAAGACGAUUGUCUUCCACAGUGUCCUGGGCCAGAACCACGAGUCAUUCUUCCUCAACUACAUUUUGAAGAAUGGGAAGGUGCUGAAGACAGUGGGCAUCAUUUGUGAUGAGGGUGUCGAUGUGGUAGUGGAGACAGGCUUGAUGGCAGGUUCCGUUGGUGAGGGCAAUGCAGCAUCAGGUAGAAGCAGUGGCAGGGAUGUUUUGUUUUGCGCCGCCUCCAAGUGCUUGAGCUUCCUAAAGGUCAUUGACUUGUCAGUGGAGGAUCCCUUCUGUGUGUUGAGGCAUGAGACGGUGGGCUAGUUUGUGUUUCUGAUGAUGGUACGGAACUACCGAUGCUGGCGUUAUUUCCACAUGUGCAGGUUUAUGGUGCUUAGGAUAUGGUAUUUACUUAUUACUUAAUCGGAAUGUGUUGGUGAAAACUACGGAGGUAUGCUAAGUACAUGAAGACCUGGAACUGGAAGCUAGUUUUACUACUCCGUAUUAGGAUUAGCUGUUCUCUUUUCCGGAGACGAAGAGGAUUCUGACUAGUGGAACUGCCAAAGCUGUGCGUUGUUUUGCCUUUUGGCCUUAAAAGUACCGAACAAUCUUUCUCUAGUGAUAUCCUGGCGCCAAUUCACGUUUGUUAUUCGGCUGAUCGAUC
This is a messenger RNA of Brachypodium distachyon (stiff brome), 2049 nucleotides long. RefSeq names its product putative FBD-associated F-box protein At5g56700. Gene Ontology annotation, molecular function: protein binding. The record is from RefSeq and is a predicted model, not a curated record. Lineage: Eukaryota; Viridiplantae; Streptophyta; Magnoliopsida; Poales; Poaceae. Bases 117 to 1709 code for a protein of 530 amino acids. The transcript is spliced from 3 exons.